Messenger RNA from Xenopus tropicalis (tropical clawed frog), 3910 nucleotides. RefSeq names its product mitofusin 1 (gene mfn1). NCBI's taxonomy places the organism in Eukaryota, Metazoa, Chordata, Amphibia, Anura, Pipidae. Bases 134 to 2350 code for a protein of 738 amino acids. Gene Ontology annotation, molecular function: GTPase activity; GTP binding. The transcript is spliced from 18 exons. The record is from RefSeq and is a predicted model, not a curated record. Gene Ontology annotation, cellular component: membrane; mitochondrion; mitochondrial outer membrane. Gene Ontology annotation, biological process: mitochondrion organization; mitochondrial fusion.
CCCCAAUGCGCUACGUAACGUGUCACUGCGCAGGACGGGAUCUCGCGUGAUGAGAGUGGCGGUGCGGGGAUUGUGUGUAGGACAGGAGGCAAGGAAUUUGCACUUAGCUGCUGUGCGGGAGGUCAGAUAAGUCAUGGAAGAAGCAAGUGUCUCUCCCCUAAAGCACUUUGUGCUAGCCAAGAAGAGCAUUACGUCUAUCUUUGACCAGUUGGUGGAGUAUGUCAGUGAAGGCGUAACCUUUGUAGAAGAAACAUUCCAGAACCCAGAGCUAAAGAAUGUGAGUACAGAGGAUGAUGUUAAUAAGGUUAAGGCAUCUAAGACUAAACUAGCUGGCAUUGGGGAGGUUCUCGCCCGCAGGAAUAUGAAGGUGGCUUUUUUUGGCAGAACAAGUAGUGGCAAGAGCACAGUGAUAAACUCUAUGCUGUGGGACAAAGUGCUGCCCAGUGGUAUUGGACACACUACCAACUGCUUCCUUAGCGUGGAAGGUACAGAAGGAGACAAGGCCUAUCUGAUGACAGAGGGUUCAGAGGAAAAGAAAAGUGUAAAGACUGUUAAUCAGCUUGCACAUGCUCUGCACAUGGACAAAGACUUGGGAGCUGGCUGUCUUGUUCAUGUGUUCUGGCCAAAAGCAAAAUGUGCUCUGCUUCGAGAUGACUUAGUCCUUGUAGACAGUCCAGGAACAGAUGUGACAACAGAGCUAGACAGCUGGAUUGAUAAAUUCUGCUUGGACGCCGAUGUCUUUGUUCUGGUAGCAAAUUCAGAGUCUACUCUCAUGAACACGGAGAAACAUUUUUUCUAUAAGGUCAAUGAGAAACUUUCUAAGCCUAAUAUAUUCAUCCUUAAUAAUCGCUGGGAUGCCUCUGCGUCUGAACCAGAGUAUAUGGAAGAUGUACGUAAACAACACAUGGAACGUUGCCAGUCGUUUCUUGUGGAUGAACUGAAAGUAGUGGAUUCCUUAGAGGCACAAAAGCGCAUCUUUUUUGUUUCAGCUAAGGAAGUCCUGAAUGCCAGAAUGCACAAGGCACAAGGGAUGCCAGAAGCCGGUGCUGCGCUUGCUGAAGGGUUUCACACCAGAUUCUUGGAAUUCCAGAAAUUUGAAAAGCUAUUUGAGGAAUGUAUCUCGCAGUCAGCAGUGAAAACAAAGUUUGAGCAGCACACUAUCACAGCUAAACAAAUUACUGAUACCGUCAAAGCUAUUAUGGAUGCUAUAAACAUCAAGGCUGCAGACAAAAGGGUACGGUGUAUGGUAGAAAGAGAGAAUCAGAAUGACAGGCUUGAGUAUGUGAAGACACAAAUGCUGAUCCUAACGGAGGAAAUUGAGAAAAGGAUUCUGCAUAUCACAAAGGAAGUGAAUGAACAGGUCUCUAGUGCCAUGAUGGAUGAGAUAUAUCAUCUUUCCCUUCUGGUUGACAAGUUUGACGCUGAGUUCCACCCAUCUCUGUCCGUUCUGAAGCUUUACAAGAACGAACUGAAUUUGCACAUAGAAAAUGGCAUGGGCAGAAAACUGGCCGAUCGCUGUUCCAAUGCAGUGAACAUGUCCAUCCAGAAAGCACAAGAAGACAUCAUAGACAAGCUGAUGCCUUUACUGCCGCCCUCUGUCCAAGAUCAGACUACUAUAUCUCUGCCAUGUAAAAAGUUUGACCUUAGCUACAACAUCAACUGUGAAAAGCUGUGCAGUGAUUUCCAGGAAGACGUUGAGUUUCGCUUUUCUUUUGGUUUGACGUCACUUGCUAAUCGGUUCCUUGGCUGUAAAACCAGCCACCUUUUAUUAGGCUUUGCAGAACCAAUGUUUCAGAUUCCCCGGCCUGUAAGUACCCCUUCAGCAACAGGGAAUCCAGUUUUACCCCCUCAACCUGCAUCUCAAGAGGAACUCAUGCUUUCUGUCAUGUCCGGAUUGGCAUCUCUAACAUCAAGGGGUUCAAUGAGUGUCAUCAUAGUUGGGGGAGUGAUCUGGAGGACUGUUGGUUGGAGGUUGAUCUCUGGAAUGAUGUUGGCCUAUGGUGGUUUAUACCUGUAUGAACGUCUGACAUGGACAACAAGAGCAAAAGAGAGAGCCUUUAAAAAGCAGUUUGUGAAUUAUGCUGCUCAAAAACUGAAGUUGAUCGUCAGCUUCACCAGUGCCAACUGCAGUCAGCAAGUUCAGAAGGAGCUGGACAACACUUUUAAACGAUUAUGUCAGCAAGUAGAUGUAACGGAAAGAGACCUAGCAGAGUCAAUAGACAAACUGUCUGAAGAAAUACAUCAGCUAGAGCAAAUCCAGAGUAACUCCAAAGCACUCAGAAACAGAGCAUCACGAAUUGAAGGAGAACUGAGAAAUUUUGCAAAGAGCUUUCUACCUCAGAAUAAGUAAUCCUGUGGAUCUUUGUACAGAUGAUGGUAUCCAUUCAGCAGAAACUGCCUCCCCAAAGAGUGGAUAUUGUACAGACUUGGACACUUUGCUGUCAUUAAGUGUUAAUGCAAAAGAGGAAUUUAUAUAUUUAUAUUUUGGCAAAUAAAAAUGUAUUUUUGUGUAUAGGCAACAGACGAACAGCUCUGUUUUAAGCAAAAAAUGAAAAUUUAUAGAAGUGAAACCUUUAUACUAUAAAAGUAUAUUACUGGCAUUGUAUUAUGUUCUGUGCCACUGCUUGGGAAGCCCUUCAGCUUAUCAAUGUGUGUUAGGUUCUGACAGUGCCAGAGGCUGCUAUAUUGUACAGGUAGGGUGCUGCUGGCAGAAUGGGAAAUGGCAUAAUGUUCAGACCUAUUUAUCUUUGCCUGUUAGGAGCUACAGGCUGGAGAGCACUAUUAUAACUGGGGUCCUGCCCCGCACCUUGGUUUUGCAACCAUUUGUGUUUUGGAGUGUUAGGAGUUACUUUUCAUUACCUCUUCUGAGACAUUACACUACAUUAGUUUCUCCUUGCUAAAUGCUGUGGUUUUAUUUCGCAUGAUAAUCUAGCAGAUUAAAAUUCUACCUCUCUCCUUUGGAGAAGGCCCUGACUGCUAUUAGUGGAUACUGGCAUAUGAUAGCUCUCCUGCAGUCCUGUCUAUGGAACAAGCCACAUGCGCAUGUUUUUAACUGCAAAUAAAUGAGGAAGCCCAGGUAUGUGCAGGAACACUUAGCGCCUCUCCAUCCUUGCUGCCUAUCCCUCUCCCUGUUGCCCAUCUCUUCAGCUGCUUUGGGUAAGUGCCUGGUCUUCAUUCAAAGUGAAAAAAAUAAAUCCAAUGGGAAAAGUAUUUCUUUUGCAAAGUUCUAUUACUCUGGUUGGACUUUGUACGGGCAUAGUUGAGGUGAAUACCAUAAUGGGAAUUAAUAGCAGUCAAUGCCACACACUGACACCUCACUAACCAAUCGCCUGCUGUCAUGUGGUACAAUGAAGGAAACAAACGGGCCCAAUAACCAGUAUCUGUUGCUGGCUGUCCAAUAGGAAUGAAGGAUCAGUAGGGAAAAAAAAAAAAAUAUAUAUAUACAUACAUACAUACACACACACACACACACACACACACACACACACACACACAUAUAUUUAGUGGAUUGCUGAGAAGUGUAGUGUGAUAUGAAUCCAAUGCAGUCAGGGACAUGAUUGGCAUAUAUUCCCUGACAGCUGUUUUAGUUAUUUCAUGAAUUUCUGCAAAAUCCCCUCUCCAGCACAGAACCACUAAUAUUCUUAAGAGCAUGCAAUUUAAAGCAAUGAGAAAAUGCAGUUCCAGCCUGUCCUCUGCAUAUUUAAUGACUGGCAUGCAAGACUCAGGUUAUUGAUAUUUAUAUGGCGCUGACCUAUUCGCCUAUUUAUGAGUUCUUACAUAAACGAUUUCUAUUUGUAAUAAUAAAUCUGUGAGCAUGGUUUGGAAAUGGUUAAAGCUCUUUUAUAUAUUUUAUUGGAAUAUGAUCAUUUUUAAACAGCAUUUAUAAAUAAUAAAAGUCUGAUUCACUGUU